GAUAUUAUAAGGGAAAUACAAUAAUCACAAAAAGGUAAGUUAGGAACACAAAGAUAUGUUAAUUUAAUAUAAACACAUCAUCACACUAUCACACUAACGACACAUGGGAUCAAUUAGUCCCCCCCACCGUACACUACCCUCAACCUUUUCUUUUAAUUAUCUUUCACCUUUCUCCAUUAACGCCCAUCUUUUUUUUUAUAAAUGUUUAUGGCUAAACCAAAUAGCUUAAUUAUAAUAAACUCCCCAAAUCCUCCCUACCUAUGCUAGGGAUACGACUCAUUGUAUAAAGCAAAGCAUAUCCACGAGUAUUCCCGACAACACCAGAACAAACAAAUAAAAUCUCUCUCUCUAGCUCGCUCAAGAAGUAAGAACAAUGGGUUUGCUCCCAUGCUCUUGUCCCCUGCCUUGUAAUAAAUACAGAUCAGAAUGUCAAACGAAAUCUACUCAUCACCAAUCAGAAUCAUCCACGUCAUCAUCAUCUUUGUUGUCUCAGCCAAGUCUCCCAUUGGUUCCUUCGCUGUCUUUCCAGCCGCAGAGCUCGAGCGUCUAUCACCAGUGCUUAGCCACUCUCAAAGGUCACUCCUCGUACGUCUCUUCUCUCGCCGUAUCCGAUAAAUUACUCUACACAGGCUCUUCCAACAGCGAGAUACGUGUAUGGCCCCGUAAACCUCCUUUCUCGCCGGAAUAUUCCACCGGCGAUGACCGUAACAUAGUUUCUACAGGAAACGGAGGGGUUAAAUCGCUGGUGAUUCUGGGAGACAAGCUAAUAAGCGCUCAUCAGGAUCACAAGAUUCGUGUUUGGAGGAUCAUCGACGAGAGCAGUAGUCGCAGUGAUCAGAGGUACAAGUGCGUGGCGACUCUUCCGACGAUGAACGACCGUUUCAAGAAUCUCUUCAGUAGCAAAAGCUACGUGGAAGUCCGACGGCACAAGAAGUGCACGUGGGUUCACCACGUAGACGCCGUGUCAUCUCUCGCCUUAUCACAAGACGGCACUAUGCUUUACUCUGGUUCGUGGGACCGAAGUUUCAAGAUAUGGAGAACAUCCGAUUUCAAAUGCUUAGAGUCUAUCGAAAAGGCUCACGACGAUGCCAUCAACGCCAUCGUGGUGUCUCCUGACGGGUUUGUCUACACGGGCUCGGCAGAUAAGAAGAUCAAAGUGUGGAACAAGAAAGACAAGAAACACUAUCUCGUCGCUACUCUGACUAAACAUCUCUCGGCGGUGAAUGCAUUGGCGGUGAGUGAAGAUGGGAAGGUUCUUUACUCAGGAGCGUGUGAUAGAUCGAUUCUUGUGUGGGAGAGAUUAAGCAAAGAAGAUGAUGGUGUUGAUGGUGAAUUACUACAUAUGUCUGUGGUGGGAGCUUUAAGGGGCCACACUAAGGCGAUUAUGUGUUUAGCGGUUGUGUCUGAUUUGGUGUUGAGUGGAUCAGCGGAUAAGAGCUUGAGGGUAUGGAAGAGAGGAUUAAUGGAGAAAGAGGGUUAUACUUGUUUGGCGGUUUUGGAAGGACAUACCAAGCCCGUUAAGUGUUUGGCCGUCGCAGUUUCUGAUUCUGAUUCUAAUUCCGAUUAUACUUGUAUGGUUUUUAGUGGGAGUCUUGAUCUUUCUGUUAAGGUUUGGAACUUAAGGGUCUCAUCUAUUUAAUUACUUAUUUACAAAUUACAAUCUAUGUCGUGACCAUUGGUUAAUCUCUCUGAAUUAGUCUAUAUAUUUAUU
Camelina sativa (false flax) is the source of this 1711-nucleotide messenger RNA. RefSeq names its product protein JINGUBANG. Gene Ontology annotation, molecular function: protein binding. The record is from RefSeq and is a predicted model, not a curated record. NCBI's taxonomy places the organism in Eukaryota, Viridiplantae, Streptophyta, Magnoliopsida, Brassicales, Brassicaceae.